AUGUUUCAACAGCAACAACAAAUGGCAGCUGGAGGCAGCCAGCAAAUGAUGAUGAUGGGCACUCCAGGCCAACAGCUGCAACAAAUGCAGCAACCAACCAUUCAACUUCAGCAAUAUGUACAUGCAUCAGGCAUUGUUCCUAUACUACAAAAUAUCGUCGCAACUGUCAAUCUCGAAGCUCGUCUCGACUUGAAAAACAUUGCAUUGCAUGCUCGAAAUGCUGAAUACAACCCAAAGCGAUUCGCUGCUGUCAUCAUGAGGAUUCGAGAACCAAAAACAACUGCUCUCAUAUUCGCUUCUGGAAAAAUGGUCGUCACUGGUGCUAAAUCUGAAGAACAAGCUCGACUGGCUGCUCGAAAAUAUGCUCGAAUCAUACAAAAGUUGGGCUUCAAUGCUAAAUUCUCGGAUUUCAAAAUACAAAACAUUGUCGGCUCUUGUGAUGUCAAAUUCCCCAUACGGCUAGAAGGUCUAGCUAGCGACCACAGUGCUUUUGCAAACUAUGAACCCGAACUCUUUCCUGGUUUGAUUUAUCGAAUGGUGGAUCCAAAAGUCGUCUUGCUCAUUUUCGUCUCUGGCAAAGUUGUUUUGACUGGUGCAAAGACCCGCGAACAUAUUUAUGAUGCAUUUGAAAAGAUAUUUCCCGUCCUCUCCAUGUACAAGAAGGAGUAA
Synchytrium microbalum is the source of this 669-nucleotide messenger RNA. RefSeq lists its product as uncharacterized. Gene Ontology annotation, molecular function: RNA polymerase II general transcription initiation factor activity; DNA binding. The transcript has 6 exons. Bases 1 to 669 code for a protein of 222 amino acids. Gene Ontology annotation, biological process: DNA-templated transcription initiation. NCBI's taxonomy places the organism in Eukaryota, Fungi, Chytridiomycota, Chytridiomycetes, Synchytriales, Synchytriaceae. The record is from RefSeq and is a predicted model, not a curated record.